Molecule: messenger RNA, 1402 nt
Organism: Cucurbitaria berberidis CBS 394.84
Lineage: Eukaryota; Fungi; Ascomycota; Dothideomycetes; Pleosporales; Cucurbitariaceae
Exons: 6
Coding region: 133-1302 (389 amino acids)
Source: RefSeq, a predicted model, not a curated record
CAACGGUCUCAUCGCUCGUCAAGACCCGCAGUCCCGACACACUCGGUCGGUGGAACUGGGGCUAUAUUACUUGCCUACCUGCCUUCUCCUGCAGCAAGGCCGGGUAUUGCUGUCAGCAAGACGUCCGAUAAGAUGUCGAGCUUCCAAGAGCUAAUCAUGUCGGUGAUUCUGAACCCGCCAGACGAAAAUGAGCCGCUGCCCUUGUCGAAUCGAAAGGCCACCAUCUUGGGCACCACCAUCACCUUCUUGAUCGCAUCAUGGAUAGCAGUUCUUUUCCGCCUCUGGGUCCGCUUUCGAAUAGUUCGUGAACCAGGCUUAGAUGACGCAUUUAUCCUCCUAGCUGCGAUGACCAACACCGUGGCAUCCACUUGCGUCUGUCUCUCCGUCUAUCAUGGACUUGGGCAGCAUAUGCUGUAUCUUGGUAUCCCCAAGAUGGAGGGAUUCCUAGUGCUCUUCUAUAUCGAACACAACGUGUAUAUAACGGAAACCGCCCUAAUCAAGGUGUCGCUCCUCCUGCAAUACUUCCGCAUCUUCAAGGCCGGCAUUAUGCGCAAGAUAUGUAUCGGCCUCUUAGUUCUUGUCAGCCUCUGGGGGCUUGGCUUCUCCAUCGUGGGCUGGUUCCCAUGCUUUCCAGUUCGAGGAUUUUGGCAGCGCACAAUUGGUGCCAAGUGCUAUGGUUUCGGCUUCGGCAACGUGCAGAGCUUCAUUGCGAUGUUCAAAGCCCAUUCAGCUUCGAACAUGGUUCUUGAUUUCAUCAUCUUCUUAACCCCACUGGUGUUGUUCCGUACGCCGCAUCUAAGGGUCAAGAAUGUGCUGGCCAUGACUGGUGUGUUCGCUUUUGGUGCUAUUGUAGUUUCUACUUCAGUAUGGCGCCUCUAUUCCAUUGUCGCCCACCGCGCCGCAACCUACCCUUACCUUGACAUUACUUGGUUCUCGCCCACCAUGGUCAUUCUGACCUGUAUCGAAAUCAACCUCGCCCUCAUCUGCGCCUCCAUGCCCAUAUUCUGGCCCGUCAUCGAAAAGUCCUUUGCCUCCAUAUUGGUUAGCUACGAGCUGGAAAUUGUGGAAGAGCGAGUGGAUGACCAUGGCCUCGCGUAUGAGCUGGAGCAUAUGCGGGACAGAGAGGGCAGUGUGAAGAGUAGUGCGACAAGUACAAGGGAGUUGACACAGCAUGAUGAUGAGGACGGAGACAUGGCGAGGAAGGUGUACACAGUGGGACUUGAUCCGCUAAGUGAGAAGGCGAGAACAACUGGCCUGGUGACAGAUGUCAGAAGUAAACCGAAGCCGAAGUGGGAGCUGUAGAAUAUCGAGAUCCUUCCUUCCACUCCCGUACCCUAUGCGGUUCCUCAUUUCUCAUCAGUGAACAUGAUCUGAUAAGUGGUGCGACUCAACGCCCUAUGCU